Molecule: messenger RNA, 360 nt
Organism: Pieris macdunnoughi
Lineage: Eukaryota; Metazoa; Arthropoda; Insecta; Lepidoptera; Pieridae
Source: the annotation of a GenBank genome assembly
AUGAGUUCAAUUUCUCGGUCGACACUGCUUCUGAAAAACAUUUCUAUUACGAAAAAUUUAGGUGCAGUUCGUUGCAUAACCAAGAAAGUUCAAGAUGUCCCUACCCAUACGGGUCAAAAAUGGGACUCGGAUGACUACCGCCUUGCUCGCUUUACUCUUGCUCCAAAACAAGUGAAUUCCAGUUGGGCAGUAAAUCUCAUAGCAGAGGUACCACCUAAAGAAGUAACAGAGAGGGUUGUUUGGUGUGAUGGUGGCAGUGGGCCAGAAGGGCAUCCAAGAGUUUAUAUUAAUGUGGACAAGCCAGGGAAUCAUUCUUGCGGUUAUUGUGGACUACGUUUUGUAAAGAAAGAGCACCAUUAA